UGGCAGACGAAAUACGUGUCGGGUAUUAAAAAACAUAUAUAUUUGGCGAGUGAUAAAAAUGCUGAACCAGAGCUUCCCCGAGCAGCCCGAAACAACCUACUCAUAAGACAACACUACUGAUGUCAUCAUGCUAGGAUCAUCGAAAAGCUGAAGCAACGUAAUGUAUCUGAUAACCAUCAUUAUGUUACUUAUCGGAUCGACAAGCUGUUGCCCUUCCUCUUGCAUCUGCAAGUGGAAGAAUGGCAAGCAAACUGUGGAAUGCUCAGAUCGGGACCUGCUCAUCAUCCCUGAAGGAGUUGAACCUGACACUCAAGUUCUGCACUUCUCAGGAAAUAACUUGCAGACUUUGCAUGCUGAAAAGUUUCUCCGUUUGGGAUUGAUCAACCUGCAAAGGAUAUACUUGUCUAGAUGUAAAGUGAGUUACAUCCAAUCUAAAGCAUUCAAUGGCCUAACGAACCUCGUCGAGCUAGAUUUAUCAGAAAAUAAACUCAUUGAGGUUUCACCAGCAUCAUUCGAGGGUUGUGGCUCCCUCAUGAAACUUUAUCUCCACUCCAAUCCGAUAAAGACUCUCCAAAAGGACGUCUUCAGUCACCUCCCGUUAUUGAACACUCUGGAUUUGAGCAGCUGCGCGAUAUCUAGUAUAGCUCCAGAGGCAUUCAGAGGACUGUUCAGCCUCGAGUGGUUGAAUUUGGGAAUGAACAAACUCAGCACCCUUCCAGUGUAUCACAACCUACCUCUCAGCCUCAAAGGCGUCCAGUUGCAAGGUAACCCUUGGAUAUGUGACUGCAACAUCUCUGGUCUCCAAAAAUGGUUGAAAAGUUUUGGGUUCCCAUUAUCUAGUGAACCUGUCUGUGCGGAACCACCCGAAUUUUUCGACGUUCCUAUCAAAUCAGUACCAAAAUAUUCACUGGCAUGUCUGCCUGAGAUCGAACCAAAAGCAUCUUACAUUGAAGUACAGCAAGGAAGAAACAUAUCACUCAUCUGUCAAGUAAACGCUACUCCACCUGCUAUGAUAAGUUGGUACUUUGAAGGGGAAUUGAUAAGAAACAACACAGUAUACGUAAUCGAUAUUAGCACUGAAGGAAGAUAUAGUGAGCUGUUCAUUGAAGACGUAGGCAUAGAAGACAACGGUACUUUCAUAUGCGAAGCUGAGAAUGCAGCUGGCAUAUCCAGAGCUAACUUUACUGUGAAAGUCCAUAUAAGCAAAUCGUUGGGUGAAACUGAGGAGCUUUAUCUUGAAUUGAUUUUGUUGCUGAUAGCAGCAGCACUCUUACUGGUACUUUUGCUGAGUUUCGUUGUUAUCACGUACAUCGUGAAACACAAAAGAAGCUUGAAGCAGAAGCGACACGUGACGUACAAGGAAAGCUCAAGCGAAGACGAAACCAUAAACAUAGUCGAUAACAAAGCAGCUUUGGGAUUGAAAAGCGUUUCUUUGCAAGAGAAACCGAACAAUACGCAGUUCCAGGAUCUCGCUGUUCUGAAGAUGUACCAGGAGCAGAAUCCUGAUCUGAUAAAUGGUACGGAAAGCAUAGGAGCAGGAGAUAAUGAAGGACUUAUAGGCGGCAGGAGGUUCGUUAGGAGAAGCUUGUACGGGAUCAAGGAAGAGAGUUGUAUGUACGACUUCCAGAAUGAUGUCAGACUGGAUCCCCUGGGACUGAUGACCAACGCCGGGCGUGCUGUUAUUCCAGGGGAGUUCAAAGGGAACUGCUACAAUACGCUGCCAGGUCGAUUAGGAGCAUCUCGGAAUGCUGCUUUGCCACCAGGUCGAGUGACCAAAGAGGCCGAGUUCUUAGCUACCUCCGGCCUAUGCAUCCCCUUCCAGCCCAUAAACUGCAUCCCCCCGAGGAAACCUCAGCGACAACUCCUGCCACAGCAACAGCCCCCAACCCCUAGGGAACCCAUUUUGAAAAUAGACAAGACCAUGCAGACGGACUCCGUUGAGUGUGCCGCCGUUUGUACGAAAGGAUGUUCAAAAAUCGAACAAGUGCACACGGACUAGGGUAGAUUUCACGUAACAUAAGGAAUUUGUAUUCAAGGUACUACUGUCUGUGAAAGUUGUAAUAAAGGUUCUACUUUUUGUA
Acanthoscelides obtectus is the source of this 2081-nucleotide messenger RNA. NCBI's taxonomy places the organism in Eukaryota, Metazoa, Arthropoda, Insecta, Coleoptera, Chrysomelidae. The record is from the annotation of a GenBank genome assembly.